Neolamprologus brichardi is the source of this 921-nucleotide messenger RNA. It is a transcript of the gene lage3, whose product is annotated as L antigen family member 3. NCBI's taxonomy places the organism in Eukaryota, Metazoa, Chordata, Actinopteri, Cichliformes, Cichlidae. The record is from RefSeq and is a predicted model, not a curated record. Gene Ontology annotation, cellular component: EKC/KEOPS complex.
GUUUCCGGUCCGUUUCAACACAACAAUCGCAAUGGCGGCAGCUGGAGAAGCUAACGGAGGAACAGGCAAACUGGAGUUCUCUCUGGAUGUUCCCUUCCCAUCAUCUCGUGAGGCCACCAUCGCUCUGCGGUCGCUCUCCCCGGACAAAGAGCCCCGGAAAGGUGGCAUAAGCAAACUGAUUACAGUGUCUGGCAGCACGCUUUCUGUGAGGUGGAGCGCUGAUGAAGCACGAAUCCUGAGAGUGUCUGUGAACUCGUUUCUCGAUCAUCUAUCCCUUGUUUUGGAGACCAUGGAGAUGUUUGGUCCACCUGUUGCCGUAUGAUGUAUAACAAGUGAUUCUGGACUCUGUUUUUGUUGCUUGGAACUAACUGAGGUCCUACAGACUGGACUGAAGUUUGAUUAAGUGAGCUAAAGUAACUGGCACCUUCGAACACAGUAAAAGGUGGUUGAUGAAGUGGAACUGAGGGGGAGAUUAUGACACUGGCUCAGUGCUCAGUUGAAUAAUUUCUACAGCUGUGAUUGAAAUAGAUUCACAGAAUGUAUCUGAUGGGGGUUUAAUCAUAAUAAUUCUUUUCAAAAAUACAAAUGUAUGAUUAUAAUAUUAGUAAGUUCAGUCUUGCUUUAUUUGGCUACAGCUUCUAGAUGCCUUUUAAUUUUGUUUUGCCGGCAAUCAUAAAGUUACCAUUUUGGACAGCUAGAAUCAUACUCUCACUGAAUGUGUAUGUGUUCAGAUGAAGACUUCUCAUUCAAACAAUGAAUUAAAAAUCUGUCCAGCUAUCACUAUGUAAACCAGUCCGAGGCUUAGACCAUCAAAUUGAUAGAACUUUAUAAAAAUGAGAACUUUUCGGCACUUGUUUUCUCACACAGUUACAUUUGAGAUAAUUUAUGUACAUGUAAAUAAAGAGUUUAUGAUUACUGAAA